Molecule: messenger RNA, 6359 nt
Organism: Varroa destructor (honeybee mite)
Lineage: Eukaryota; Metazoa; Arthropoda; Arachnida; Mesostigmata; Varroidae
Product: pikachurin-like
Molecular function (GO): calcium ion binding
Source: RefSeq, a predicted model, not a curated record
UGCAGUUUGGUAUCCGUCGUCUUCUCUUGUAACAUCCCAUAAAUAUAAGUGUAUAUACUCAACCCACGUUCGCGGCCAUUCUGUCGUGUGCAAUGUGCGACAUCAGACGUCGCCGCCCGCGUCGACCAGUACGUCACUAGCGUGCGGAUAAUUCGCCAACGCGGAACGCUAGUCUAUCGGCUUUUUUGAGCUUUGCUGCUGAGAAUAAGCUUCUAAAGCUAAAGAAAAUAUCCUAGCUAUAUUUACCAGCAAAUUUGGGUUGACAAUCGACAGAGCGAAGGCUAAAUCUUAAGGAGUAUAAUAUAAAUGUGAUGGUGCCUUCAUUAUAGAGGUCAGUGAGAGAGAGAGAGAGAGGAAGAAAGACGACGGUGAAGAAACGGUGCGACAAAAAACGGAAGCGAAAAAAACGAAAUUGCCGUUGUAGAAAAAACUGGGCGCCGUCGCGUCGACGCGCGGACCCAGAUGGCGCCGACAGAGUAACUCUAAGGAAUAACUGUGUUCUGUUCCCGCGACGGAAUUUACAUCACGAAUCGUUUAAUUAUUACAACCAUUCAUCGUUUAACGAGUGCGCCAAGUGGUUUUUGUGCUUUGUGGAUAUAUAUAUUAUAUACAUAUAUAUAUUAAUAUAUAUAUACAUAUAUAUAUAUCUGUAUUUCUUAAUAAGAGAUACGUGUGUGCGUGCGGGUGUGUGGUGACUUGUGCUUGGCCAAGUGCGACAACACCAGCAGCUAAAAACUACUGCUUGUUACCCUAAGCUUUCCUGUCGAAGGUAGAGCCCUUCGGAGCCAAGAUGGCGGCUCUCAGGGCCCUCCGUGCUCGUCUGGUGUUCGUUGCGUGCCUUGUCGUCUUGACUCUGGGCUCGGCCGCGAAUGCUAGCGAGGCUCAGCAGGUGCCUGUGAAGAUCAAGACCUUUGAGGCUGCGUUUCAAGGAGAGUGCCAGUCAGAAGGCGGGCCAUGCCAGCAGCUGUGCUAUGAUCUUCACGAUGGAACAUUCGAGUGUGGCUGCUCGGAAGGUUACGUACUCUCCACUGACGGUUACAGCUGUCACCCUGAGACUAAUUCGAGUUCGAAUGCGAGUUCAACAGAGGAAGCAACGACCGGGACUCCACCAAGCGGAACGCCAGAGAACCUAGCCCUUAAUAAUAUUAAUAUGAAUACCCUAGCAGCGACAACGACGGCCACUGCAGCGUCGACAACGGAUCAGACAACCGGCUGCGCGGAGACCGAUGGAGACGAUGGCGGUGGCCCCGGAGCUUCGCGGGAAGUUGACGACGAUUACGACGAUGAUUACGUGGCGUUCUGGAGUUGCGACCAACUCAGCUGCCAGAAUGGGGGACAGUGUGUCGCCACGCAGGCGGAAGGCGGCGUACGCUGCAACUGCAAACUCGGCUUCGCCGGUCCUUACUGCAACGAAGAAAUGGACGUGAAGUACCCGAGCUUCAGUGGUAAUUCGUACAUCGUUUUGCCGACGCUGCGUGACGCCCACCGAUCGAUGCAAAUUUCGUUAGAAUUUAAACCCGAAACGCAUAAUGCCUUGCUUCUGUACAGCGGCGAACAGGCCAAUCUUCAAGGCGAUUACGUAGCUAUUUUGCUUGUCGAAGGAUUCGUCGAGUUUCGGUUUGAUUGCGGUAUGGGCGAAGGUAUUCUUCGAAGCGAUCAGCCGGUCGUGCUCAGCUCUUGGAACAAACUGUCAAUAUAUCGUGAUCGGUGGGACGCCUGGAUGCAGCUUAACAAUGACCACCAGGUCCAAGGAAGAAGCAAAGGCUUAUUCUCGCGUAUCACCUUCAGAGACAAUUUAUACCUGGGCGGGUCGCCCAAUAUCACGAUGGUUGAGGGACGUCUGAGAACAGAUAAGGCAUUCAUAGGCUGCGUGAGAAAGCUGGAGAUUAACAAUAGGAACUUUGAUUUUCGUUCAGGGGUUAAAGGCGACGCACUCGACGGGGCCGAUAUCGGCGAAUGCCGUGAUGAUGCAUGCAAUAACGUGCUCUGCCAGAACGGAGGACAGUGUGUCGACCACGGAAAGACUGCAUCAUGCAUCUGCCCGCUAGGUUACGAAGGAGAGUUUUGCGAUCAAGAGGUGACAAUCCUGGUACCGGCGUUCAACGGUUCAUCGUUCAUGCGUUUCCCCGGCCUCGGUGAGCGUUUUCUGUCCUUCCUCGAGAUCACCGUCGUGCUGAAGCCGCGGUCUCUAAACGGAGUUUUCUUCUACAACGGAGAUUCUCUCGAGGGACAGGGCGACUUUAUUAUGCUGCAGCUCGUCAACGGUUUCGUCGAAUUUAGAUUCGAUCUCGGCAACGGGGCCGCUAUUGUUAGAAGCGACGAGGCAGUCACCGUGGACAAAUGGCACACGAUUUCCAUUUCGCGCACGGGACAGCUUGGCAUUCUACGGGUGGACAAGCACCCGUAUAUUGUCGGCUUCGCACCAGGAGCCUUCACUCAGCUCUCCCUCGAUCUGAACCUGUACAUCGGCGGAGUACCUUCUUUUAAAGAAACCUCGCCCAAUGCUGCUAUCACGCACAAUUUUGCGGGAUGCAUACAAAAGGUGACGAUAAACAAUAAACCGCUGAAGCUUCUUCAGGAAGCUCUGACCGGUCGAAAUGUCAACAACUGUGCACAUCCCUGCGUCACGGGACCGUGCUACAAUGGCGGUCAGUGUGAACCGACCAUGGAUGAGUUCCAAUGUCACUGUAAGCUCGGCUUUUCCGGCCAGCAAUGCGAGAUCGAAGUACAGGAAGCGAUUGCCCAGCCAAUGAUGGGUGGUCAGAGCUUCCUGCACUACACAGCCGAAGAGAUUAUUAAGCGCGUGCGCGGCUCGAAGAUCGACAUCCAGAUGAAAUUCCGUUCAUUUUCGGGACAUGGUCUGCUAUUAUGGGCUGGCGAGAAAGAUGUUUCCCGCAGCUCUGACUUCGUCUCGCUCGGCAUCAACAAGGGCCAGUUGGUGUUCCGUUUUAAUCUCGGCUCGGGUGAGGGCGAUCUCGUCUACAACUACUCGAGGGUUGAUGAUGGCCAUUGGCACACAUUACGGGCCAUACGCUAUCGUCAGGAAGGAUCUCUUACAGUGGAUGAUGGUCCGACCAUAGUGGGUACUUCGUUCGGGCAACUGAACCAGCUCACCGUGAACAGUGGACUCUUUCUAGGCGGUAUCCGCGACCUAACUCACAUGACACUGGGUCGCUAUCAGACUGGCCUAGUUGGCUGUAUCGGGAACUUCACACUCUCAACCGACUACCACGUCCGACUUGUCACACAUGCCAACAGCGGAAUCAACGUUCAGCCCUGUAUCUAAAUAAGUCUGCAUCUCGAACAUGGUCGUUUAUGGAGGUGGCACCUUCUUUCUUGAACCGUAGAUAAGGAUUGAUCACCAACUGCUGAAACAACCAAUCGUCACCACUGAGAACACUUGGGGCUAACCAUCUACGCUUACUGCUGGGCUGGAAAUGUUCUAUCAGCAAGCACCUGCAGUUAACUCUCGUAACAGGACUGCCUGACUGAACUCGACCAUUCAAAGAGCCUGACGCUCCAAUAAUUGAUACUUCGGUGACCCAGUGACGGAAUGGGAUACACCGUCACUGCCCGAAAUAAGUGCAACAACUACAGCUAAUUAUGAUAAUAAUAGUACGAAUGAUAAUAAGAGAUCAAUAAAAACAUAACGAUAAUGACGAUUAUCAAGGCGGACUAAACUAUUAGAAUAGUAUAAAUGUAACGCUGAAGUGUGAAGACGCGCAAGUUAUUGAUAGCAAGCAAACGUAAUGAAAAACGUGAAGCUAUGUCGGUGGGAAACACUACGAUAGCGUGGUCUGCAAACAUUGCGAGAGCAAAGUUCAGCUUGAAACACCUCUACGCAUAUGGUCUGUCUAUACUGGAUGACUGAAACUGUAGUAAUAACCACCGAAUAGCAAAUGGCAGCAACUUAUAACCAAGUGCCCGACUUAUCUAAAAGGAGUUCGGCGCCAUCUCUGUUCCAGCCGAUGCAAUGGAUAUAACGUGAAUGUCUCAGCCAUUCGCAGCAAGAGAUUGCUGUUAUACCACCCAUCCACUCCCCAACGGGAUUGAGCGUUUACUAAGCGAUAUCAAUGCCCCAUGAUUACUCGAUAGUUUAAUUACUAGUGAUGAAUAUGGCAAUUCUGUCGGCUAAUACAAUCGUAUAGACCUUUAUAUUCUAUUAUAGAUUUUUAUCGUUUCGUAGUGGUUGGAACGGAGAUUCGUACCCUAAACGCGUGGCAUAUCAUCCUUUCUUCACUGUGAAUGCCAAACGGAGAUAUUACUGUGACUGAUAUAUACACAGAUGCAUAUAUUUCUACUUAUCUGUACAGCGGGCCUAACGCUUAAAAUUAAUUAAUGGAACAAGAGUAUGCGUUAUUAUUAUUAUUGCAGUUGCUGUCAGUAUUGUACGAUCAGUUGAAGACAUAGACUUCUUAAAGGAUCAUUUACGUAAAAUUAUUUUUUUAAAUCUAUAUAUAUAUAUAUAUAUAUACAUAUGCAUACACCCGUAGAUUCUUGUGUAUCUGCAGACAAGGGAAGGGGGUGAGUCCGUGGGUAAAAAGACGCAUCGUUGUGGUUCUCUUUCUUACAAAACUGUUCGGCGUGCUUUUUUUUUUUUGUUUUUUUUUUUGAGUAUUUCCCUUGACGAUAACAAUGACGUUGAUGACGACGAAAGCGACAACCUGGAGUCGAUUUUUGUGGAACAGAGACGGCCUGACACCACUUCAUAGUCUAGAUAGCAAAAAGUAUGUACUUAUACGCGAAGGGGCUGCCGAUAUUAUUUUGUUAUGUACAAAAAAUCAUAUGAUGUGGAUCAGUAAGCUACGGAAGGGACAAGAAUACGAAUGACGCUGAUGGUGAUGAUGGUACUAAAAUAAUAUUAGUAAUAAUGACUAUGUAAUGAAUGACAAGGCACUAUAUUAUGAGGGGAAGAUUAUGAUGCUUAGGUGUAUGAUAGUCCUCCCGUCAUGUCGACGAAAUAAGCACACCCGACGACACAGCGGGCAGUUGACUGAGUCUAUCCAAUGCGAUCGUGGCAAUGCGCGCGCUGACAAGCAUCGUAAUCGAAUGAAAUAGCAAGGCAUUAUUUCGAAAAGGGCAAGGGGUGAGAAUUUUACAUUAUUCGGUGGUACUGAAAGCAACGUUACGAAUAUGUGUCAAUUCAUUAUUUCAGGUAUGAUCGACACUGAAUAUAGGCGCCGUGGCAAGUAGCUUCAUCAUGCGGGCUGGUCAGUGAAAUGGGAAAAAGUGAACCAGUGACAGGCACCGCAUGGCAUUUUUCCAAAGACUGAUUAGGACGGGUGGAUGAGUGUUCUAAAGUUAAAUACAAAACAAAGAGAAAUUUGGCGAAGAAAAUCCAGAUAAAGGCUACUUCCCAGGAAUGUGAAAAGGAAAUACAUACGAUAAAGCGGACUGGCUUAAAUUCACACCAAGAUUAUUAUUGAUACAGAGCCGUCACAAGCUCUUGUAAAUAGUACGGAAAAGUUAUAACAAAAUGCAGUAAUGACGUAAGGCCUCAUGUAGUUGGCUAAUAUCUGUCAGAGACAAGUUCCACAACGCAUUCUACCUUGACAAGACGAACAAAGACCUUCGCCACCUCCUCUAACCAUAUACGGUAGUGUAACCGAGGGUUUGAUUAGGGAGGCAUUUCGAGUGGUAGAAAGGAAGCUUAGGACAGUCUUGAAGGUAUUUGAAUUGGCAAGCUGGUGGGCCGCCAAGGCCGUCAUAGGUUGCAGCUUUGGGAUCAGGAAUUUCGUGUAGAUAAGGCUCAGCAAAAUGGUUUACUGGCUGACUAGAGACCAAGGUAACGACGAAAAAGCUAACCGCGCGCUAAUAAAUCUGCUACGCAGAUGAGGUAGGGAUUUGACCGGUUUGUCAGAGCAGUUAUGGGUAUGAAGAUCAAAAGUAGACGUCGUAAGGACAGAGGGGAUCGGCAUAUAUAUAUAUAUAUAUAUAUAUAUAUAUAUAUAGCGUGUAAAUAGCUGCAGUAAGUGACAGACAAAAGUGUGUCAAGUAUAUAUGCGACCGGUUCAGCACGAGAACUGAAAAAAUCGAAUUAAUUUAACGAUACGUCUACUGGUCGUAGUUCAAAAGUCGAUAAGCGGUGCGGGGUAUGGGUCGCGGAAGAGGCUGAUGAAACUUCAUGGCUGAUAAAAAAGAGUGGUUGCAUUAAAUUAUAUUGGCAAAAAAGUUGAAAGUCACGGCAAGAGAUGAUAUUUGAAGUGACUAACGCAAGGGAAAGGUAGCAGAGGCCGAUCUAAAAUGUUCUAUGGACGGGUUCUAUAGCAGCAUGCUUAGUACAACUGACACAACUGAUGCACUAGGAAACUUAGUGAUUGAAAAGAAACAAUUACGACGCAAAAAAGCAUGAACGAGAG